Coregonus sp. 'balchen' is the source of this 17960-nucleotide messenger RNA. The record is from the annotation of a GenBank genome assembly. NCBI's taxonomy places the organism in Eukaryota, Metazoa, Chordata, Actinopteri, Salmoniformes, Salmonidae.
CCUGUUGGUGUUUGGCAGCUAUGACAACGAAGUUUGAAAAUGGGUGGGUUGACACCUCAAAAAAAGAAGCUUUCCUCCUCCAAAAUGUCUAAGAAAGCUCUGAAAUGCACCGUGCAAAUUGAAAUCAAAGCUGUAAGUACAACCUGAUAUGUUAUUUUCCCUCACUACGUUUUUACUUGAUCCAUAACGCCAAUAAUAUAUUAGCAAAUGAGCUAAUCUUUGCUAGCAAACGUUAGCUUGCUAUUCAUCUUCCAAUCAUCAAUAUACACACACUAGUGUCUAGAACUACUGCAGCCAACUGCUCUCACUGUGAGUAAAAGUAAACUCCCAAGCAAAAUAGCUAGAUCAAUAACGUUAGGCUUGCCAGCCCAUUGGGUUUGUCUUUUAACGUUAGCUAAUAAUAGCUACUAGUUAGCAACUUGUUGCACAAAGCAAACAAUUGCUAUCUAGCCCAGUAGCUAGCUACAAUUGAUUUGUUUGAUUACAGAUUACUUGUCCAGGGGUUGUGUUACCCAAUCAGGAAGACAUAUACCUGAGUGUCUGCGUCAUGGGACAGUUCAAGAAGACUCUCUGCCUGCCGCCUGUAUUCCCUCUUCUAUUCCAUGAGAAGAUGGUCUUUGUGAAGGUAAGAAGGAUAGAAAACACACACUAUACCCCGACCCACAACAUUGCUUACAGCAACACAAAACAACCGUAUUGUCACCUGCAAACUUGCUUUCGUAUGUUCUUUAUCUCCAUCUGAAGACGUUCACAGGAGCUGCUGACCCAGGUCACAUUGUGGACAUCCUAGAAGGUAGUCAUUUCUCAUUUUGAGCCUUUCUGAGAUCUCAUUUCAUAACAUAAAAAUCUUAUGUCUCUGUUAUCUUCCUAUAGCUGACACAACAUCCUUUGAACUGAUUCAGCUUGUGCCUCCAGGUAUGACUUUCCAGAAAUGUUUUUAAAAUGUCUAACAGUUCAUGGUUUUUAAGCAUGGUAGGGACAUGGAUUUCAUAAUUUCUAAAAGUAAUCUGUUUACAAAUCAUCUCUUGACUUGUUUUUUUCACACUACCUACACUGAGUAUACAAAACAUUAAGAACACCUGCUGAAUGCUUUCGAAACCUUGUAGAGUCCAUGCCCUAACGAAUUGAGUCAGUUCUGAGGGCUAAAGGGGUGCAACUCAAUAUUAGGAAAGUGUUCCUAAUGUUUGAUAUACUCAGUGUAUAUUAUCUGUUGUUAAUGAGCAUGGCUAUACAGUAGAUAGAACAAUGAACUCAUGAAACAAAUACCAAAAACUACACUGAACAAAAUUAUAAAUGCAACAUGUAAAGUGCUGGUCCCAUGUUUCAUGAGCUGAAAUAAAAGAUCCCAGAAAUGUUCCAUAUGCACAAAAAGCUUAUUUCUCUCAUUUUGUGCACAAAAUUGUUUACAUCCCUGUUAGUGAGCAUUUGAUCCUUUGUCAAGAUAAUCCAACCAUCUGACAGGUGUGGCAUAUCAAGAAGCUGAUUAAACAGCAUGAUCAUUACACAAGUGCACCUUGUGUUGGGGACAAUAAAAGGCCACUCUAAAAUGUGCAAUUUGGUCACACAACACAAUGCCACAGAUGUGUCAAGUUUUGAGGGAGUGUGCAAUAGGCAUACUGACUGCAGGAAUGUCCACCAGAGCUGUUUCCAGAGAAUUGCAUGUUAAUUUCUCUACCAUAAGCUGCCUCCAACGUCGUUUUGUAGAAUUUGGCAGUAUAUCCAAUCGGCCUCACAACCGCAGACCACGUGUAACCACGCCAGCCCUCCACAUCCGGCUUCUUCACCUGCGGGAUCGUCUGAGAUUGGGUGUGUGCUCAUUCUGAUUGGCUGGGCCUGGUUCCCCAGUGGGUGGGCCUAUGCCCACCCAUGGCUGUGCCCCUGCCCGGUCAUGUGAAAUCCAUAGAUUAGGGGCUAAUUUAUUUAUUUCAAUUGACUGAUUUCCUUAUAUGAACUGUAACUUUUUGAAAUUGUUGCGUUUAUAUGCUUGUUCAGUAUAUCUUUUGGUAUUUGUUUCAUUAGUCCAUUGUUGAUAUAGUCCCAAAAUGUUUUGCAUGUCAGCAUAUCUUGAAAAUGUGAUUGCUGACAUGCAAAACAUUUUGGGACUAUAUCAACAAUGGACUAAUGAAACAAAUACCAAAAUAUAGUUUUUGGGUGGUUUUACUUUAAGCUAUAUAUUGCUCUGUGGUUUUAGAGGGGGAUAUUUUGGCCACUAUUGAAGAGAACACCAGAGAAUUCCUCUAUCCAGGCCCCAAGCUGACGCCUAGAGCCGGUGGUCCCGAGAGAGAGAUGCUGAUGAGGAGAUCUAUCUGUUUCCCUGUGGGUGCACCACCUCCUCCACAGGCUUUGUCAUAUGUUAAACAUCUCCAAAGCCAAUUUCCUUCCAUUUUGUUUUCUUGAGAAUACAAUGAUUGUAGAUUUUGUGUUUGCAAAUUGAUCUUGCAAGCGGUGUGUUAUCUGAAGUCACUCUGGUUGGCUUUCCAUCUCCUUGUUAAAGGCUUUUGUUUUCUACUGUCCCCUCAGGGAAUCUCUCCUAAAGUGGAGUUUGCAACCAUGUCUGUCAUUGAGGAAUGUGAUGGGAAAGAUAGCCAGCCUCAGCCUGCCUCCCCUGUAAGUGUGUGUCCUCUCCUCACCGCCCUCAUCACACCAAUGUUCCCGUGUUCAUAAUGAAUUGUUCAGCUGUGAGAGAUUUGAAUGAUACCCAGACAGCCAUAGUUAAAAGGAAGGAGAAGAGGGUUUCUCAUUGCCACACAAGACAGUGAUCUAAAUGGUUAUUUGAUUGUAAAGCAUGUCUUAUAGCACAUUUCCCUUUAUCUUUGCUCUUGUGUACUUUUGAAUUGAUUCUCCCACUUCACUAUAGGCUUACUUAACGGUGGGAGUACUACCUAACAUUUUGUGUAGUCAGUUUAGGUUUGCAGCCUGUAUUGGAUUUUAUUGUACGGUAGGCUCCACAUAUAGUGAGCUGAACAUGUAUAAUCUUAGGCUGUAUCAAUUAUCCUUACACUUGUCAAGACUCUUGUCUUAGAGACAGUCAAGAUAUAUGUAAAUUGCUUUACAUGUUAUCAUUCAGAUUUUUAUGUCCUUGAUAAAACACGUUGUUGAAAAAUACAAAAUCAGGCUGAUAUAAUGCUACUAUAUCAACAUUGGUACCUUCAACAGUUAACAUUUAUUUAAUUUAUUUCCUUCCUGUUCAAAAUGAGGCAGAGGUUGAUCGUGCCACAUAUAUAAGAGCUCAGUAAUCCCCCUAGUUUGACAUUGACUAAUUAUUUCUGGACUUCUACAGAAUGGCAUUGUCUAUCAUUCUAGUCAUUUUCCACCAUAUACCUAUUUUGUUGCCAUGGCUACUGACAUCCCUGUAGUUUAGCAGCACAUUUAAGGGUAUCCUCUCCUUGUGAAUGUAAUUAUAGAGAAGCAGAUCAGUGGAAUUGAUAUCCAGGCCCAGUUCCUGGUGUCUUUAUGUGCUUUGUUUAGAGGAAGAGCCAGUCAGUCAGUGUUCAUAUCCCCUGUUCUCACCUGGCUUCUCCUCACUGUGUCCUUUGUAUUUAAAGGGCAACUUGUGCUCAGUUGCAUAACAUUUCCAUUUACUUUUCCAAACGGAAGAUUUGCAGCUCCUUUCAGGAUUUGUUUCAUAACGGGUGCUAUCAAUUUUGAUAGUGUAAUCCGCUCUGAAGGCUAUGCUUUAAAGGGGUAUUUGGCAGACAGACAGCAGGAGAGCGAGAGCAAGGUAGUCAUCCAUUCUCCCUGAACUUAAAAGCCCCUGCAGUCAGACCAAAAAAACAAACCUUAGGCCUUUGAGUGUUGUGAAAUGUAGGACCAUUCUCCAGGUGCUGUUACCAGAGCCAUUUAUUUUAAUAAGCAUUAUUGACAAAAUGGCAGGAUUUGGAUGGGUGUAGGUAUUCUGUCGUGACCCCCAAGGAGAUGGGAAUCAGAGUGAAGUGAUAGGGAGAAGCAUCAUUGAUGCUGCCUUUAGCCUUUCUUCAUAUGAUACUAAUGGAUACUCAGGAUUCUCAUUACCCUGGCAGGUUGAGCAAUGCACUGAGGCUCCUCUUUUCCACUUUUAUAAUAGGAACCCUUUAAAAUGUCCUGCCCUGUAAUGGAGAAUUCAGUCAUUAUUUUCUCCCUCUGUCUCUUGUAUCUAGUCUCUAAGACAGCUGUCUUGUCUAUUUCCACUGUUGUCACUCCUUUUUUGUCUGUGUUUGUGUGCAUGUCACUCUUUGUGAAGUCUCAUGGUGUGGACUUGACAUGGCAUUCUUUUUAAAUGGGUUUUCUUCGACAUGAUUUGCAUUCGUUUGAAUGGGUCUCGUUUCUUGUUUUAUAAGCUACUUGUGGCUCAGGCUUUGUUGUUUCAAGGACACCCUGCUUUAUCACCCGUUACCAAUACCACCCCACUAUUCACAUCAGACAAGCACCACUCAUGUUGGAAAAUUGCCCUUCUGUGUUUACACCAAAAAAAGAGAAAAUAAUAGAGAAAAAACAACUUAGUUUAAUUUCAUUAAAUCGGUCCACUCCAAAUGGCAAUCUCAAUCAGGAUUUAUUUAUUCAAUUUCCUAAAAAUGAGUUAAUAUGCCAGGAUGUCCCAAUUAGCAUUUAAAUUAUCUUUAUUUUACAACCAUGUAAUGCUAUUAUUAGUCUGAAGUUGGCCAUCAAAUGCAAUUAACAUUUUUAAACGUAUUUAUCUGGGCAUCGCCCGCAGGAACUAAGAUAUUGCUUCUCAGAAUUAUGUUAGUGACCAUUAGAAUUAUUGAAGUCAUUUUGCAACCAAGGUGAUAUCCCAGCACAGCGGUGUUAUUUACGUUGCAUAGUUUUAAUGGGGGGGAGGGGGCAGGCAGGCAGACUGAGCAUCUACCGAGCAAUAGGGCAGACUGAACAUCUACCACCCCACUAUCAGAUUAGGGGUGGGGACAAUUUAUGCUUUUUGUCCCCCCACUUUUUAUCUGAAAUCACCAUCACCCACUGAUUAACUUGACAUUUUUGCAGAUUAAAAAUGUUUUGAGCUAGUACUUUGUCAAGAUUUAUCUUUAGAAAGUAGCAUGGCAUUCAAUAUAAUGCAGGUUUUUUUUUUUUUCCUGUCUCAAAAGUGAAUGGUUUGAAAUGUUAAGGAGAGCUUCUCCCACUCUGACCAAUGAAUGCGACCAUGCGUAGCAAAAAUGAUUGCUUUCCUUUAUGAAUCAAAUCAAAUCAAAUCAAAUUUUAUUGGUCACAUGCGCCGAAUACAACAGGUGCAGACAUUACAGUGAAAUGCUUACUUACAGCCCUUAACCAACAGUGCAUUUAUUUUAAACAAAAAAGUAAGAAUAAAACAACAACAAAAAAGUGUUGAGAAAAAAAGAGCAGAAGUAAAAAUAAAGUGACAGUAGGGAGGCUAUAUAUACAAUAGAAUAAAGUGACAGUAGGGAGGCUAUAUAUACAGGGGGGUACCGUUGCAUAGUCAAUGUGCGGGGGCACCGGCUAGUUGAGGUAGUUGAGGUAAUAUGUACAUGUGGGUAGAGUUAAAGUGACUAUGCAUAUGAAAUUACCCUGUUCAUGUAAAAAUGACCAAAUACACUGACUGUUUAAAGCAAAACAACCAAAACUAUUUCUUAUGGUGAACCUGACAAAUCGAAAUAAAAUCUGAAUGAUUGAAACCCCCAAUCAGCAGUUGGAUGUUAGUUGCGUCCACUCCGGUAGGCUAAAACACAAUUUUCUACAGAGCAUUUGGUAACAAUGACCCAGCAAAUUACGUUGGUUGUCACUCAACUACUAAAGCCUAUGAUUUGACAUUGCGAAAGCCAUUUUAAAAGCAUCUGAAUGUGCCGUGCAGAUGUACAAAUAGCCAAUUAGAACAGGGAUAGGCCUACCUCUCGUUGGCGCGAGCAGCUGUCUCCAACACUGUGGUCCUCUGUAGCUAAAUUGGUAGAGCAUGGCGCUUGUAACGCCAGGGUAGUGGGUUCGAUCCCCGGGACCACCCAUAUGUAAAAAUGUAUGCGCACAUGACUGUAAGUCGCUUUGGAUAAAAGCGUCUGCUAAAUGGCAUUAUUAUUAUUAUUAUUACUGUGCGCACAGUUGUUAACCAGUUAAAUGUAAUCUACGUAAUCCCCAAAAGUAAUUAUUUAUCAUUAGAGGGCCAUAAACAAUCAUUAGUAAUGCUGCAUACUCAAAGGUUAAAAUCUCACCUUUCAGGUAAAGAUAAGUUAUAAAUUGGUGGUGUAGUCAGUUUUGAGGACACAGCCUCAAGUACACAGUACAAAUAUGAUAAAAAUAUGAAAUAUUUUAUGUAUUUCCUAUUCAACAAAACUGUAUGAAUAAGGCUUGAAAUGACUUAUAUGCUUUCUACAUAUAGCAUAAUCAAAUUAUAAAAUGACUAACUACAAUAUUUAACCUUCCUUAUAACUGUAAAAUACAUAUUUCUAAAGGUCUCUCUUGAUCAAAACGUCUGCCCCCAUCGUUGUGAAUGUCUCACAGAGCGCUAGCUUGGCUUCCUGAACUCGUUAGGAACUCGCCUUUCAUCUCAUAUUAAUCUAUGACAAACAGAAAGUGUUUUUUUGUUUAAAAUCUAUGAAUUAUUUUAGAUGAAUGGCUAUAAAUUGUGUCCCUAUACCGGGAUAGUUGCUGCUCAAUAUGCGAUAUGUGACAAGAAGGGCGUUGUAAACAACAGCCAACUUUCCGGGACAUAGACAUGUCAUAUAUGGGCAGAAAGCCUAAAUUCUUGUUAAUCUAACUGCAGUGUCCCGGUAUAACUGCAGUGUCCUGCUAUUACAGCAAGAAAAUACCAUGCUAUUGUUUGAGGAUAGUGCACAACAACAAAACACUUUUCACAGCAACUGGUUUGGUACAUUCACCUCUGAAGGUAAAUAAUGUACUUACAUUCAGUAAUCUUGCUCUGAUUUGUCAUCCUGAGGGUCCCAGAGAUAAAAUGUAGUGUAGUUUUGUUUGAAAAAUCUAUUUUAUAUUCAAAUGUAGGAAAUGGGUUGUACAGUUUGACCCCACUGCUGUCUCUGGCUCCACACCCGCCCGGCCAUCUAGAGGUGUGAAGGUUAGUGUCUUUUUUGUAGGGAAGCUAAUGAUCCAUCAUGUAUGACAUUCCUGGGAGUGUGUAAACUUAAAUGUUUUAUUACCAUAGCAUUUUUGUAUGUUCUCUAUAGUUAUGUACAUGAAAAUGUAAACAUUUACCAAUUCGGCACAUUUGGGAAAACUCCUGGCAGACUUGAUACAAAAUAUUGUGUAGUGAUGGGGCGGCAGGUAGCUUAGUGGUUAAGAGCGUUGUGCCAGUAACCGAAAGGUCGCUGGUUCUAAUCCCCGAGCCGACUAGCCCUUGAGCAAGGCACUUAACCCUAAUUGCUCCUGUAAGUCGCUCUGGAUAAGAGCGUCUGCUAAAUGACAAAAAUGUAAAUGUAAUGUAAAAUGAUGUAAUUCUUCACUGGAUCAGUCUGAAACGUUGCACACUCACUGCUGCCAUCUUGUGGACAACAUCUAAAUUACACCUAGAAUCCUACAUCACUGUCUGGCCUUUCUCUUGCAUUUCAAAGAUGAUUCUAAAAAUAAAACGCUUCUUUUUUUUGUAUUAUCUUCUACCAGAUCUGUGUUAUAUUCUCCUACAUUUAAUUUCACAUUUCGACCAACUUCAAAGUGUUUCCUUUCAAAUUAUAUCAAGAAUAUGCAUAUCCUUGCUUCAGGUCCUGAGCGACAGGCAGUUAGAUUUGGGUAUGUCAUUUUAGGCUUUUUUUUUGUUUUGUUUUAAAGGGUCCGAUCCGUAAUUAACGUCCCGUCCGAAAGACUGAAUCCUACACAGGGCAAUGUCCCCAAUCACUGCCCUAGCUUCAGAGGUAAACCAGCAGUGGGAUUCAGGGUGGUAUGCUGCUGGCCACUCUCUCCUGUUGUGCUACGAAGUAACGAUUGCAGGCAUGUGUUUUGUCCGUGGCUGUGAUGUAGGGUUCGGAAGAGCGAUUGAAAUGGUAGGAGGUAAAUCCCAACUUCAAGUGGUUUCAGAUAUCACAUCCUACGUGUCCGUGGGAACCAGGGCUAAAACCUCAACGCAAGCCAUUUCGAUCUAAGGUAUCCAUAGAUAGAUUUUAUAAGCGAAAAAUGUAGGUCGGUACCAGAACCACGCAGGUCCCCUAAAGAGGUUUAACUGACAGUCAUAUGCAGUUACAUGCAUAAAGUUUGAUAGGCUACUGAACUGAAGGAAAGCACGCAUCAAUUCAGUCACAACAGAUAAGAGGUAUUUUCGGAAUAUAACAAUAUGAGUAAAAAACAUUUGUGAACCGGCUAUUCGUAACGUUUGAAUCGGUUUUCUGACCGAUGCAUGCUUCAUUUGGAUCAGUUUGGGCUCCCGCAGACUGAUGUACUCCUUUCUUAAACAUUUGAACCGAUGUAUAUCGGUGAAUCAUUACAUCCCUAAUAUCUGGUUAGAUAUAGUAUGCUUGGCCUAUGCUCUUAAAUCCACAUAACUCCUAUGUUUUAACAAACAAACAAUCACAAUAUUUGAAAAAUCAAAAAGUAGCGUAUUUGUGCAAUUGCAGUAUACAGCCAAGUUGCAGUUGUGGUCACAUGAUUCUUGUGGACUCCAACCUGUUGCCCCUCCCUUUGCAGCCUUGUUGUAGUCCAUCCCCAGCCAGACCGUCCCCAGCGAGGCGUAGACCAGUCAGCAGGGCUGUCGGGAGCCCUAGACAGACGCUGAAAGGGAAGGAUCUGAGUCUGACUGGUCCAUCCAGUGGAUAUGAGCAGCCCACUGUGGCCUCCCAGGCCCGUGCUCCCUCUCCCUACACCCACCGCAGGAUGUGCCAACUGUCUGAGGAGGCCCGGCAGAGACUCAGCUACCUUCAACUUGGGCCCUACAGGUUCAAGAAGGAAACAGAGCCCCAGAUCCCCUUUGUGGUUGGUGUUGUUUACCUGUCUUGCUGUCUGAUAAACAGUUGGUCUGACUGUUUGUCUAUAUGUGUGUAGAGAUACAGUGGAUUUAAAAAGUCUACACACCCCUGUUAAAAUGCCAUGUUUUUGUGAUGUAAAAGAAUGAGACAAAGAAAUCAUGUCAGAACUUUUUCCACCUUUUAAUGUGACCUAUAACGUGAUCAAUUAAAUUGAAAAAAAACAAAUAUUUGAGGGGGGAAAAUAAAGAAUAAAAAACUCACAAUAACCUGGUUGCACACCCUUAAACUAAUACAUUGUUGAAGCACCUUUUGAUUUUAUUACAGCACUGUCUUUUUGGGUAGGAGUCUAUUAUCAUGGCACAUCUUGACGUGGCAAUAUUUGCCCACUCUUCUUUGCAAAAGCGCUCCAACUCUGUCAGAUUGCGAGGACAUCUCCUGUGCACAGCCCUCUUCAGAUCACCCCAGAGAUGUUCAAUUGGAUUCAGGUCUGGGCUCUGGCUGGGCCAUUCCAAAACGUUAAUCUUCUUCUGGUGAAGCCAUGCUUUUGUGGAUUUGGAUGUGUGCUUUGGGUCGUUGUCGUUCUGAAAGGUGAACUUCCUCUUCAUCUUCAGCUUUCUAAUGGACGCCUGAAGGUUUUGUGUCAAAAUUGCCUGGUAUUUGGAACUGUUCAUAAUUCCCUCCACCCUGACUAAGGCCCCGGUUCCAGCUGAAGAAAAAUAGCCCCAAAGCAUGAUGCUGCCACCACCAUGCUUCACUGUGGGUAUGGUGUUCUUUGGGUGAUGUGCAGUGUUUUUGCGGCAAACAUACCUUUUUGGAAUUAAAAAACCAAAAAGUUCAACCUUGGUUUCAUCAGACCAUAACACAUUUUCCCACUUGCUUUUGGGGGACUUGAUGUUUGUUUUUGCAAACUUCAGCCGGGCUUGGAUGUUUUUCUUUGUAAGAAAAGGCUUCCGUCUUGCCACCCUACCCCAUAGCCCAUUUAUAUGAAGAAUACGGGAGAUUGUUGUCACAUGUAGCACACAGCCAGUACUUGCCAGAAAUUCCUGCAGUUCCUUUAAUGUUGCUGUAGGCCUCUUGGAAGCCUCCCUGACCAGUUUUCUUCUCGUCUUUUCAUACAUUUUGGAGGGACGUCCAGUUCUUGGUAAUGUCUCUGUUGUGCCAUAUUUUCUCCACUUGAUGAUGACUGUCUUCACUGUGUUCCAUGGUAUAUGUAAUGCUUUGGAAAUUAUUUUGUACCCUUCUCCUGACUGAUAUCUUUCAACAAUGAGAUCCCUCUGAUGCUUUGGAAGCUCUCUGCGGACCAUGGCUUUUGCUCUGAAAUGCAACUAAGAAAAUGUCAGGAAAAUCCUACUAGAACAGCUGAACUUUAUUUGUGAUUAAUCAGAGUCACUUUAAAUGAUGGCAGGUGUGUAAUGACUUCUAUGUAACAUGAGUUUGAAUGUGAUUGGUUAAUUCUGAACACAGCCACAUCCCCAGUUAUAAGAGGGUGUGCACACUUAUGCAACCAGGUUAUUGGAAGGUUUUUAUUUUUCAUUUUUCCCCCCUCAAAGAUUUCCGUUUGUUUUUCAAUUGAAUUGUUCACAUUAUAGGUCACAUUAACAGUGGAAAAAGUUCUGACAUGAUUUCUCUUUGUCUCAUUCUUUUACAUCACAAAAACCUGGCAUUUUAACAGGGGUGUGUAGACUUUUUAUAUCCACUGUGUGUGUGUAUAUAUAUAUAUAUAUAUAUCAGCCCAGUUUUCAAUGUCCUAUUAUCUUACUUCUCAGUUAGGCUAGGCUAUUCCAUCAGCACUUCUUUCACUCGCUUUCUUUUAAGGAUCUCUGCAUGCAUUGUAAGUAUAAAUAGUUCACCCUUGUUUGCUGCAAACAUUUUAAAUGUACCAGGAUUGAAGGAUUUGCAUAUAUUUUAUAGGGAGGGUAUUGCUAUGAUCAAGCCCAAUAGAUCCCAAGCCCCUGGGCAUGGAUUGAGAAUAACUGGAAGGCCUUUCACUGGCUCCUCGUGUUUCUGUUUGAUUGUUAAUUUAAAUAACAUCCAGUCCUGAGGUGUAAAUAUCAAAGCUGUCAUUAAAGUAAAGAUUGGGAUUUAGCUGUGAUAUCAGUGUGGCAUUUUCCGGCAAUACAGCCUUUAAAAAGGGAGCGUUUUACAAGAGGAAAUCCCGGGGCUACAAUUAACCUAGUUAAUUAAGAGUCAAACCAUGAUUAACAAAUAGUUACCUAUUGAAGUAGCUGAGCCCCGCACUGAAUGCAUUAUCAAUGUGUGUUUAAAGCCUGCACUGCGCACGUAUGUGGAAGCAAAUAGCUCAUUUCUUCAGUGCGUGUAAUAGUCAUGUUUAAUUGAAGAGUGUGGGGUUCAGUUGACACAUCAGCUCCUAAUAGAGGUUGAGUUAGUGGUGUCGGUCAGCCUAAAAAGUUUCUCUCUUUGGUUAAACCUUUUUAUAGUCUUUAUAUAACUUUUGAUUAACUCUGGAAUUAAAGAUAAAUAUAGCAGGAGAAAUUAGCUCCCUGUGUGUCAUUACAUGCUGCUUAGUUAGCACCUCUAUUAUUAUUAUUAUUAUUACUAUGUUAAUUACUGACUUUAGCUGAUUGUUUUGUAUUUUAUAUGCUACAGGUCUCCAGUACUCUGAGUGCCUCCAUGAUCGAGACUCCAUCUCGUCUCUCCUCUAAAAGAAGCCUUCCCCACAGCAGGUCCACCAGCUUUGCUGCAGACAACUCAGGAGGUGAGUAAUUAUGUGUAGCAAUAUCUGUGUUGGUGGAUGUAAAUACAUUGUAUUUUUUGAUAUACCUGACUAACUUACAGGUUACCACUUUUGCAUUGUAUGGUACAGUACUGUUAUUCAAAUUUUUUCUCCUUAGAUUUCUCUCUCCUUGGCAGCUACAGACCAACGCCUGUUAAAGUAAGUCAAUAUAUAGAAUACAGUGGGGGAAAAAAGUAUUUAGUCAGCCACCAAUUGUGCAAGUUCUCCCACUUAAAAUGAUGAGAGAGGCCUGUAAUUUUCAUUAUAGGUACACGUCAACUAUGACAGACGAAAUGAGAAAAGAAAAUCACAUUGUAGGAUUUUUAAUGAAUUUAUUUUCAAAUUAUGGUGGAAAAUAAGUAUUUGGUCAGUAACAAAAGUUUCUCAAUACUUUGUUAUAUACCCUUUGUUGGCAAUGACACAGGUCAAACGUUUUCUGUAAGUCUUCACAAGGUUUUCACACACUGUUGCUGGUAUUUUGGCCCAUUCCUCCAUGCAGAUCUCCUCUAGAGCAGUGAUGUUUUGGGGCUGUCGCUGGUCAACACGGACUUUCAACUCCCUCCAAAGAUUUUCUAUGGGGUUGAGAUCUGGAGACUGGCUAGGCCACUCCAGGACCUUGAAAUGCUUCUUACGAAGCCACUCCUUCGUUGCCCGGGCGGUGUGUUUGGGAUCAUUGUCAUGCUGAAAGACCCAGCCACGUUUCAUCUUCAAUGCCCUUGCUGAUGGAAGGAGGUUUUCACUCAAAAUCUCACGAUACAUGGCCCCAUUCAUUCUUUCCUUUACACGGAUCAGUCGUCCUGGUCCCUUUGCAGAAAAACAGCCCCAAAGCAUGAUGUUUCCACCCCCAUGCUUCACAGUAGGUAUGGUGUUCUUUGGAUGCAACUCAGCAUUCUUUGUCCUCCAAACACGACAAGUUGAGUUUUUACCAAAAAGUUAUAUUUUGGUUUCAUCUGACCAUAUGACAUUCUCCCAAUCCUCUUCUGGAUCAUCCAAAUGCACUCUAGCAAACUUCAGACGGGCCUGGACAUGUACUGGUGUAAGCAGGGGGACACGUCUGGCACUGCAGGAUUUGAGUCCCUGGCGGCGUAGUGUGUUACUGAUGGUAGGCUUUGUUACUUUGGUCCCAGCUCUCUGCAGGUCAUUCACUAGGUCCCCCCGUGUGGUUCUGGGAUUUUUGCUCACCGUUCUUGUGAUCAUUUUGACCCCACGGGGUGAGAUCUUGCGUGAAGCCCCAGAUCGAGGGAGAUUAUCAGUGGUCUUGUAUGUCUUCCAUUUCCUAAUAAUUGCUCCCACAGUUGAUUUCUUCAAACCAAGCUGCUUACCUAUUGCAGAUUCAGUCUUCCCAGCCUGGUGCAGGUCUACAAUUUUGUUUCUGGUGUCCUUUGACAGCUCUUUGGUCUUGGCCAUAGUUGAGUUUGGAGUGUGACUGUUUGAGGUUGUGGACAGGUGUCUUUUAUACUGAUAACAAGUUCAAACAGGUGCCAUUAAUACAGGUAACGAGUGGAGGACAGAGGAGACUCUUAAAGAAGAAGUUACAGGUCUGUGAGAGCCAGAAAUCUUGCUUAUUUGUAGGUGACCAAAUACUUAUUUUCCACCAUAAUUUGCAAAUAAAUUCAUUAAUAAUCCUACAAUGUGAUUUUUCUUUUCUCAUUUUGUCUGUCAUAGUUGACGUGUACCUAUGAUGAAAAUUACAGGCCUCUCUCAUCUUUUUAAGUGGGAGAACUUAAAACUGUGGUCCUCUGUAGCUCAGCUGGUAGAGCACGGCGCUUGUAACGCCAGGGUAGUGUGUUCGAUCCCCGGGACCACCCAUACGUAAAAAUGUAUGCACCCAUGACUGUAAGUCGCUUUGGAUAAAAGCGUCUGCUAAAUGGCUUAUUAUUAUUAUUAUUAUUAUUAUUAUUAUUAUUAUUAUUGAACUUGCACAAUUGGUGGCUGACUAAAUACUUUUCCCCCACUGUGUAUAUAUAACACAUGAAAGACUAUAUUAUGUGAGUAAUAAACAUUAUAUGAAUGAUUUGGUGCUUGAAAAAAAUGGAAAUAUAUUGUAUUUCAAAUACUGCAUGUCUUUAUGUGAUUAAAGGUCCAAUGCAGCUGUUUUUAUCUCAAUAUCAAAUCAUUUCUGGGUAACAAUGAAGUACCUUACUGGGAUUGUUUUAAAUUAAAAUGGUCAAAAAGAAACAAAAAUAGCUUCUUAGCAAAGAGCAAAUUCUCAAGCAAGAAUUGGUGGUCUGAGUGGGGAGGGGAAAAUAAUUGAAAACUAGCUGUUAUUGGCAGGGAGGUUUGGAACUCUCUUUCUUAUUGGUCUAUUAACUAAUUUACCGCCUGGUGAUGUCAACAGGCAGGCCAAAACUUUUCAAACAGCUCUUACACUAAAAGGGUAUUAUCAUCAUUUUCGCAAUUUCCCAGUAUUAUAUUCCAACCUCAUAUUAUGGAAAUGUAUAUAAAACACAGGAAAAUCAUGUUUUUGACUGCACUGGGCCUUUAGGAGAAAUAAUGCAGUGCGUUCAACUGUGCUGAUCAAAGGUCUUCUUGUCUUUCUCCAGGUAGGCACUGGCUGUCUGAAGAAUCAGAAAUCCCCAGGGAAGUCUUCCAGACAGGACUGUUCCAGAACCACAGUCAGGAUGGCUCGGUCAGCCCUGGCUGCCCAGUCCUCUACCCCAGUGUGUGGCCCGAGGAGUCCCUUGCUCAGCCGCACCUCGCUCAGAGAGCGGUAACAACACACCCGCUACUGGAACACAGUUUAACACUCAUGCAUUUUUCUGUCUUGGCCUCUUAUGGGCUUUUUUAGUUUCCCACACAGCUGUCCUCCUGAGAUAAAGUUAGAUAAUAAGGAGCAUAAUUAAAGUCCCUGCUAAUGACUUGGUGUUUUGUCUCUGCCGUCCCCCGAGUAGUUUGUGCAGAUCAACAAUGGCAAGAUCUGAAGCUGUGUCAUUAGGUAUCUUCUCUAGCUUGACAUCGCUACGUUUUUCUCCCAGCUGAGUAAAAAGGGGAAGAAAAAUAGUUUUUUGGUAGAAUUUGACUUGACUUUGUCAUGCUCGGAGCUAAGCUAUUUGUGUUUGCUCAACAGAUGUUGAAAGGACUGCGGGAGAAACCAACUCUCCAAUAUUUCCAAUUAUAUGGUAUUGACAAUGUGGACCUCAUGAGAGCCUCAGACUUUGUACUUGUAAUCUUUAUUUUGAUCACACUCUACAGCCAAGAUUAAUAUCCCCCUCUCUCAAAUGACAGGAUCUGAUGUCUUGUCAUGUUUGUUCAUUACUUAAAAGAAAAAAAAGGAUCCAUGAGAAAACAAAGGAAAAUGGUAUUGAUUGUGUUUCAGCGAGACAGACUGCUUUUGACCUGACGCACACUUUAAUAAAUUCUGAGAGACCCUGUUAUUGAUCUGAACAGCUGCGAGCUAAACCAACAAAUGUUUGGUUGUUUGUUACGCCACCUCCCUUUUUUCAGUUCAUAAGUAAACAUUAAAAUCAAUAGGCAAUUUUAAACUGGAAAGUAAAUUGUAGGAAAUGAAUGAUGCUUCUCUCAAUUGAAAACGCGACAGAAGUCACAGAGCUGGAGAUUAAGCUGGGCUUUGUAGAUUCCGACGACAGGAGAAGGAGCACGUCUUGUGGAAGUCUUUGAUGGAAAAGCAAAUGAUAGAUCCUUACAUCAACUUUGCCCUCCACCCUCAGUCUAUUCAUGUUCUGAUGACCUGUCCUUUAUGACUAUCUGAAGCAGUGACUACAUUUUAGCUGAUUAAAGAUAAAAAGCAGCACCAAAUGGCAAGACAGCACGACUCCCUUACCAAUCAGAUGGCAAGACAGCACGACUCCCUUACCAAUCAGAUGGCAAGACAGCACGACUCCCUUACCAAUCAGAUGGCAAGACAGCACGACUCCCUUACAAAUCAGAUGUGGAUUGGAAGUACCGUAAUACAGCGCUUAGAAGUAUUUACUUUGUCUUUUGUAAGCCUCCUCUUAUAUGGCCCUUUUGCCAGUUAACGGACAGCAAUUCUUUUUUAUGUUGUACUAAACAAUAAGUCUGUGUCCCUAGACUAAUAGACAGUAUUCUCAUUGUUGACGUUAUACAGUUUAGGAUCGGAACACAGAACCCAAUCACACUUUUAGAAGAGUUGAAUUCAAAGAAAUGUGAAACAUUCAAAGCAUCAAUAAUCUAGAGUAGUUACCUACAUGCUCCUUGGGAUACAGCACAGACUAGUGGAGAAAAGGAGUACUGUUCAGAACACAGAUUACUUUUCUUUUUUGAGUGUUGGGGACAAUAUUGCAGAUACAUUUUGAUUUGGUUUCCUGCUUACCAUAAUGUUACAUACUUUGUUGUGUGAAGGGGAUGUGAUGCGACUGGGAUGUCAUUAUUCUAGGUUCCAUAGUAGUGCGUCCAGUCCGUCUAAGGAGAUCCACAGUCGAGUCCAGAAGAUUCUCCACACCCAUGCUACUGACAGGAAACUACACUUUGUGAGUAACCUAUGACCUUUUAGGAUAGACAAAGCAUAGGCUCCUACUGAUAUUGACAGAUCAAUGCCUAAGAAGCAUUUAUAAUAUGGAGCUUGGAACACUUUUGUUGGUUAUGAAGAUUAAUAUGCAUGUUAUGGAACAUUAGUUCUGCACUACAUCUUUGUCUAGGCUUGAUUUUACUUAUUUGAUGAGCUGAACUUCCUCUCACCUCUGUGUUGAUUUUUGUUCCCCAUUUCAAUUUAAAGCCUUGAAAUACCUGUUCGGCUCGGUUUACCUCAAAUGGAAAAAGCUGUCGAGUUGGCAGGUGUUGCGUUAAUAAGACGUAUCACUUCCCACCCUUUGCUGUUUGACAUGUCCUGAUGGCGAAACCAAAGGGAAAUCUGUUUAAUUACUCUAAAGCUGUCUGAAAUCCGCUCUGAAAUAAAAGGGAGACGGGGUUCUGUGGGUGGGAGAUCUUCAGGCAGUAAGCUUCUGUUAAGGGCUCAUCUUCUCUAGCACAAACAGAGAGAAGGUACCAAGGAGCCUCAGCAUGGUGCCAACAGCUACAUGGCUGAAGCAGAGCUUCAAGAGGAAGAAAUGCCUAAUCCACACAUAAUUAAAAGGAAAGACUGAGGGGGAUUUACUAAAAGAGAAUGAAAUCAAACAACUGAAAGAGCUUAACUUUAAAUAGGAUAUUUUGAAUUAUAGUAAACAGUGCUAUAUUUUUAGGGUUUGUGCAAUGAAUUGAUUCGCUAAUGUCACAUAUUUGUCACACACUUGGGAGUGUAUAAUCUGUUAAUAUUUUCAGUAAUGCUCAAUAAUAGUAACAAUAAACAAAAUAUUUGUAUAUUUUCAGGACAAAGAUGGGUGUUCGGCUAAGCGGGGGCCUCAGCUCUCCUGUGAAGACUCUUUAUGCGACAGCCAGGCCUUCCAGGACAGGUACACACACUCUAGGCCUAUCAUAAUACCAUGAAACACCUAAUAACUGACAUCUUCAUGUCAUCAUAAUAAUAACCAGAAAGAGGCUUUCUACCGUUUUGACAAUAUAUUUUUGUUUGGCAUUUAAUCCUGUCUGUUUUUAUAUGUUAGUUAUCUUUGAACAAUAAUUAGAACGAUGUGCACUAAUGGUCUGUACUGUAGCAUUAAUGUUCUUCUUAACCUGAUGCCUUUUCUGAUGUCCUCCCGCUGCAGGGACACUCCUGGAGAGACAUCUGUCCACCUGGACAAUGGGACAUUCUGGAGCAGCCAGGUUGCCCGCUACACAGGGAAACACCACAGGGCUGUGUUUGAGGACAGUCUGGGACUCAUCUACAAGAACUUGUACAGGAGGGCCUCCAGCACCACCUGAGACCUACAUAAAUCAUUGCUUCAGACACCUGGCUGGGCUCCAAUUAUGACUGUGGUGGUACUUGAGAUGGCUAAGAUGAAGGAACACUGAGCUAUACUAUAACCAAAACUUUGUCAUAUGUGCCCAGGUGACCAACUGAUUCAUGAACUAAUAGUUUUGCAAAAAUAGUUUCACUUUAGCACGAGUAUAUGUAAACAGGUGGAGUAACAUUCAUGAAAAUGAUUUAUAGGGUUACAUUCGUGCAAUAGUUCCCCUAUUUAAAUGGUUUUAUUUAUACUUUUUUAUAAAGACAGGCAUUUUGACGCUAAGAAUGUUUUACUCUAAACUGAUUUAAUAACUGUACUUUGAAGGAGACAGAUUAAAUAUUCAUUUUGAAUUGUCUUUGUCUAAUUUGUGGAACUAAUUCUUAUUAACAACUUGGGAUGUAAAAUCCAACAAGAUCUGCUACUCAAAGUAAUUUGAAGUUGACCCUUCUGCUCCUAAUGGCAGAAACAUGGUUCCUGACUGUUCUGUAGGGUAGUCUGCUGGAGAUGAGCUCCAGAGAGUCCACCAUCUGUGGUUUAGCCAGAGAACGGGCCACCAGGACAGAAGACUUGACAGUGCAGCGC